UAGAGAUAGGGUGAGAAGUUCUGCCAUCCGGGAGGAACUCAAAGUAAAGCCGCUGCUCCUUCACAUCGAGAGGAGCCAGAUGAGGUGGUUCGGGCAUCUGGUCAGGAUGCCACCCGAACGCCUCCCUAGGGAGGUGUUUAGGGCACGUCCAACCAGUAGGAGGCCACGGGGAAGACCCAGGACACGUUGGGAAGACUAUGUCUCCCGGCUGGCCUGGGAACGCCUCGGGAUCCCCCGGGAAGAGCUAGACGAAGUGGCUGGGGAGAGGGAAGUCUGGGUUUCCCUGCUUAGGCUGUUGCCCCCGGACCCGACCUCGGAUAAGCGGAAGAUGAUGGAUGGAUGGAUGGAUGGAUAGUGUUUUGUAUAUUGUACAGAAUUGCUUAUUAUUUUUAUUGGAUAGUUGUCUGUUUAUUUCAAUUGUUAGUUUUUCCUUUUUUACCUCUUAUGUCAUUUAUUUCACCCCAUAUUUGUUCCCACUACCGCACCUUAAGUUGGAGUCUUUAAUCUCGUUAUAUGCAAAUAUAAUGACAAUAAGGUUCAUUCUAUUCCAUUCUAUCUCAACGAUAGACGCUUUUGACCUCCCUCCCUCCUCAGCGACACCUGGAGUCGAACUUUUGCAGAUCGGCCCUCAGUUCAAAAAAACGUUACAUCAUCACACCCAAGAUAAUUGGGCAUACACGCACACCCCCCCACCCCCACCCCCACCCCACGCCUUCACCACCGCUUUUUCCCCUUGGGGUGAUGGUCGGAUGGCAGCGCUUCAAAGCAACAUUCCAGGGCCCCAACUCCCCGCCCCUCUGUUGCGAGUUUGUCGUGAUUAAAUGCAACGUGUUUAUGUGUGCAUUGCACGGAGGUUUUUUUCCCCCUUUAGGAGCCUAGUCUAGAUUGUAUUUUUUUACUCGUUUUCUUCCCCAGCGUUUUACCUUUUCCCAUCUUUUACGGGGCACCUCGUGGCGACCCAUCAGCGUUCCUGUUCUGUAGCCCUGUACACUGUUUUGUUUGUCUAAUCUUGAACGGGUUUGUGCUGAAAACAAAAAUUUCGUUGUACUUGUUGCAAUGACAAUAAAGACCUACCUACUUAUUAAUCGAGUCUUACAUCCUGCAGGUCAACUACUACAGUAGACUUGAAUCAUGUGUUAUGUAAGGAAGGCUCAUUGCACAAGUGAAUGACUCCCAAAAUCGGGACAGUUAUUUUUAACGCUCAACCUGUUCCUCGCAAUUUUCUUAUCUAAACAAAAGUGUUAGUUCUAGCAUAAAGUCAAUGCCGCAUAAAUUAAUAUCUCAUCGUCACCAAUCAAACAACAGCCAAGUUCUACUUGCUGCCACGCAUGAAGUAUGGGUUUUGAAGAGAUUCUACGGACCACCGGGGAAUUUGGACUUUUCCAGAAGCUUCUUCUUUUUGGAUUAACCUUUCCAAAUGUACUUCUGUCCGCUUCUUUCUGUAGUUUUCUUUUCUUCCAGUCAGAUCCGGAGCGACAUUGCAACACGGACUGGAUCCUCCGGGCUGCUCCCAACCUGACGUUGGAGGAGCAGCUGAACCUGACCGUUCCUCUGGAGCGGAACGGUUCUUUCAGCAGGUGUCACAUGUUUGUCCCGGUGGACUGGGACAUCGGAACCAUCAAGGAGCGCGGACUCAACGAGACCACGGUGUGCCGGAGUGGUUGGGUGUAUAACGACACCAUGUACCAGUCCACCAUUGUCACGGACUUUGAUCUCGUUUGUGACAGGUCUCACGUACCGACGGUUGUGAAGACGGUUUUCUUCGCUGGUAUAGUCGUCGGUUCUAUCACCUUUGGACCUCUUAUGGAAUCAUCCGGUCGCCUGAGAACCACACUGGUGUCCUCCGUCCUUCUGCUCUUGUCCACCUUCGUGUGCGGCGCCUCUCCCAACAUCCACGUCUACAUAGCGUCGCAGUUUUUCGCCGGACUCUGCAUUGCCGGUCUCAGGACCAACGCCACUCUUUUAGCUACGGAGUGGAUCGAGGUCAACAAAAGGUCCUUUGCUUCCUGUUUGUGCCAACUGUUUGCUGCAGUGGGACAAUGUGCGAUAGCUCUACUGGUCUACGUAGUCCGUGACUGGAGAACUGCACAGUACGUGUUGGGAGCAGCUUAUUCCGUCGUCACUCUCUACUUGUGGUGGAUUCCGGAGUCGGCCCGGUGGUUGUUGACUCAGGGGAAAGUUGGGGAAGCAAAGAUUUUGAUCAGGAAAGCUGCGUCCGUGAAUAAACGGGAGAUUCCGGAGAAUACUUUGGACUGCUUGUUACAGGCACACGAGGAAAAGGAAGUGGAAAGUGGAGCGAUGACAAUCAUCUUUACCACAAAAGUGCUGCUGAAAUAUUGGUUGAUAAUUUCUUUUAUCUGGUUUUCCGUCAAUAUAGCCUACUUUAGUCUUCUCCUCAAUGUGGGUGCGUUUGGCCUGAACAUCUUCCUGAAUCAAUUCCUGUUCGGGGUUUCGGAAUUACCCGCACACCUCCUCUGCAUCUGGAUUUUGGAAAAAUGGGGAAGGAAAUUGUCCCUGGUUUUAACCCUUUUCGCCAGCGGUGUUGUUUGCCUGCUAACACUUGCAUUCUCACAAGGCGAUGUGGUUGCGGUUUCCGUUUUGGUAACCACAGGGAAGUUCUUCGUCACCUGGGCUAGUUCGGUGUGCAUGGUGUACAUUCACGAGCUGUUUCCCACCACAGUCAGGCAAACUGCUGUCAGCAUGGUGUCUUUGGUCUCCAGAGUAGGCGGUCUGCUCGCCCCGCCACUCAACCUGUUGGCCUUCUAUCACUGGUCCUUACCCAUCGUGGUCUUCAGCAGCCUGGUGUUGCUCAGUGGAGCUUUUGUGAUCUUCCUUCCUGAAACCAGAAGCCAAGAACUGCCUGAUUCUUCCAAGGAGGUCCUGGGCAACGGACACCACACUCUCGCACGGAGGAACAUGGCUUUUGGGGAGAUCCUGCAGGCCAUUGGAGAAUUUGGAAUUUUCCAGAAGCUCAUACUUUUUGGACUAACUUUUCCAAAUAUGAUUUUGAAUUGUGCUCUGUGUAGUUUUCUUUUUAUCGAGUCCGAUCCGGAGCGACAUUGCGACACGGACUGGAUCCUCCGGGCUGCUCCCAACCUGACGUUGGAGGAUCAGCUGAACCUGACCGUUCCUCUGGAGCAGGACGGUUCUUUCAGCCGGUGUCGCAUGUUCCUUCCGGUGGACUGGGACAUCGGGACCAUCAGGGACCGCGGACUCAAUGAGACCACGGUGUGCCAGAACGGUUGGGUGUACUACGACACCACGUACGAGUCCACCAUUGUCUCUGACUUUGAUCUGGUGUGUGACAGGUCCAACGUACCGGCUCUGGUGAAGACAGUUUUCAUGGCUGGUUGUCUUGUUGGUUCUUUCGUCUUUGGACCUCUUGCUGAAUCAUUCGGUCGUCUGAGAACAACGCAGAUACCCGCCUUGCUCCAGAUAGCGUGCACCUUCAUGGUCGGAGCGGCUCCGGAUAUCUACGUCUACAUCGUGGCGCAGUUCCUGGUCGGGAUCGCCUGCGGCGCGUAUCGGAUGAACUCGACUGUGUUGGCUACGGAGUGGAUCGGAGUCACCAAAAGGUCCUGGGCCUCCUGUUUGAGUCAGGUUUUUGCUGCAGUCGGACAAUGUUUCAUGGCCGGACUGGUCUACGUCAUUCGGAACUGGAGAGUAGCUCAAUACGUGCUGGGAGCAGCUUACUUUCCUCUGGUCAUCUACAUGUGGUGGAUUCCAGAAUCCGCCAGGUGGUUGUUGAGUCAGGGAAGAAUUGGAGAAGCAAAGACGUUGAUCAAGGGAGUGGCCUCAAUAAAUAAACAGGAAGUCCCGGAGAAUACUCUGGACUGCAUGCUAGAAGAACAUGAGGGAAAAGAGGUCGAACGUGAAGCCAUGAAAAUGCUUUUAACCACAAGAAAGCUGCUGAUUUAUUUAAUAAUUUCGUGUUUUUUCUGGUUUUCGGCAUACUUAGGCUACAUGUGUAUUUCUCUCGGUGUCGGAACGUUUGGUUUGAACAUCUUCCUGGUUCAAACUGCGUUUGGAAUCUCCGAAAUACCCGCGCACUUUCUGUGCAUCUGGUUUUUGGAGUUGUUGGGGAGAAAAAUGUCUGGGAUUCUAACCCUCCUGGCAGGGGGCUUGCUCAGUCUCCUGACCGUGGCUUUACCUCAAGACAAUGCCGUUGCUAUUGUGGCUCUUUUAACAGCAGGGAAGUGCCUUUUGGACUGGAAUAUUUCGGUGUCCAUGGUCUACUCUCAGGAGCUGUUCCCCACUUCAGUCAGGCAAUCAGCUGUUGGGUUCUUGUCCACUAUUGGGCGAGUAGCUGGUCUCCUCUCUCCAUCAAUCAACAUGUUGGCGUUGUAUCAGUGGUUCCUACCCAACAUCGUCUUCGGCACCCUUUCGAUGCUUAGUGGAUUUCUGGGUUUCUUCCUCCCUGAAACCAGGGGCAAAGAACUGCUGGAUUCUACCAGCGAGGUUGAGGGCAACAAAAAUGGGAGUACCCUAAAAAAUGGACGGAGUGAACACGCUGGCAGAAAAUCAACACGAUUUUAGUUUGGAUCGGGAACACUGCAGGGGUCUUUUGUUGUGUGUGUCUCUGAAUUGUACAAUGUGCCGAAUAAAUAUUUUAAUUCAUA
Molecule: messenger RNA, 4619 nt
Organism: Nerophis ophidion (straightnose pipefish)
Lineage: Eukaryota; Metazoa; Chordata; Actinopteri; Syngnathiformes; Syngnathidae
Exons: 19
Coding region: 1336-4536 (1066 amino acids)
Biological process (GO): transmembrane transport
Cellular component (GO): membrane
Molecular function (GO): transmembrane transporter activity
Source: RefSeq, a predicted model, not a curated record